UGCAGACGAUCUUUCCGCCCAAAUGCCGUCCGAAAGAUGCGAAGGAGGGCAGUUUUCAAAAAUGGCGACUGCAAUAUUCUCCAAUCAAGAAUUUCGAGACGAAGGUUGAGGUAUCUCCAAGACAUUUUCACCACAUUGGUAGAUUCCCAGUGGAGAUGGACACUAACUAUAUUUGCCAUAGGAUUUAUAGGUUCCUGGUUGACUUUUGCGUUGAUCUGGUGGCUGAUAGCAUAUACUCAUGGAGACUUGGAGGAAGACCACCUACCAGAAAGUCAAGCUGAUAGCGGUUGGUCGCCGUGUGUCUUAAACAUCCACGGUUUUACAUCUUGUUUCCUGUUCUCGAUAGAAACGCAACAUACUAUAGGUUACGGCGUUCGAACGACAACCGAAGAAUGCCCGGAAGCCAUUUUUAUCAUGUGUAUGCAAAGUAUCUCCGGAAUGAUCAUCCAAUCAUUUAUGGUGGGCAUCGUUUUUGCCAAGAUGACCAGGCCGAAACUGAGGACGCAAACAUUACAAUUCUCAAGAAACGCGGUGGUGUGUCAGAGAGACGGACAUUUGUGCCUCAUGUUCAGGGUAGGGGAUAUGAGGAAGAGUCACAUUAUAGGGGCGAGCAUCAGGGCACAGUUGAUUAGGCCUAAGAAGACGAAAGAAGGGGAGAUUUUGAACAAUUUUCAAACUGAGCUCUCCUUGAAUGCAGAUGGAUGCGACGGAAAUUUGUUCUUCAUCUGGCCUAUGACCAUCGUUCAUCAGAUUGAUGAAGAUUCUCCAUUUUACAAUUUGUCAGCCGGAGACAUGUUACAGGAGAGGUUCGAGAUCGUCGUAAUACUAGAAGGAACGAUUGAAAGCACGGGUCAAACGACGCAAGCCAGAUCAAGUUACAUAGCCAGUGAAAUAUUGUGGGGCCACAGGUUUGAACCAGUAGUGUGUUACAAUAAAGAACGGCAAGGCUAUGAAGUUAACUACUCGAAAUUCGAUAGUACUGUUCCCAUCGACACACCCUUAUGUUCUGGAGCUGAGCUAGCAGAAUUUUAUAGGCUGCAACAAUCCCCAGACUCUGCUGAUGUUACGUUGCCAUACAGCGAUAUUCCAUCGCCUUGAGCCUUGAUCGACAGAAUAUGAAGACAAUGAUAGAGAUGAUUUUAGAUUUUGAUUCAUUUGUAGAGAAAUACUUAUAUCGAUUUGAUAUAUAUGUAUAUAUAUAUAUAUACAUAUAAAUGUAACUUGAGACAUCGUCAUUGUCGUCUAGACCAGUUAGGUGAAAAAUAAAGCUUCCCCCUUUUGUUGGGUACUUCGACAAAAUUCAAGCAAUGAGGACUCUUUAUACUUUAUUAAUGUCCAGCUUUCAAUGGACUUUGCCAUCUUCAUCAGGAGCUGCAAUAACAUUGGGAAGAAAUAGCAACUAUUGUGCAAAAUGAUUUUAAACUAACUUACAGUGGUAUAUAUAUAUAUAUAUAUGUAAGGAUCUUUUUACCUGUUCUAGAAUCUCGAUAAACGGUUGGUAACAGGAUCUAACUUAAUACUUUUAAUAUUUUUGGUUUAAUGUCUGUAGAUGCAUUUGUUACAUAAAAGGCUUAAAAGUGCAAAUGCGUUUUUCUCGGCUCUAUUGGUUGUGAAUUAAAACACUCGAUUCCACAAAAAGAAAUGUACUAAUUUAUUUACAACACAACACAACUAUCUUUAAGUUAACUGGAUAGAACAUUUAUGUACACCACUAUUUAUGUCUGACUACUUAUUUGCGAAUUAUGUCUCGCUAUUCACUUUAACUCCGCACUCCGCUUCAGCCGUCGGCUUAUACAUGCGGCAUCGCAGGUCGCAGGUACUCGUUAAUUCUAGAAAGUUCCUGUACGCCACAUAGCGGCCACUCCAGAACCUUCGGGGUCAGUCUCGCACCUCGCUUCGAAUGAGAAUCCCUGGCGAGGUUCCCGACAGAUGGCGCUAGUAGUGUCAUUGUUGUCACAAUAUGUAUGUGGGUUCACUGAACGGAUUUCAGCAGCCCAAGGUAGUCAUUCAAAACGAUGGACCUUAUGGUAGCUACCGAUAUGCAGCGCCAUCUAUUGGAUAGUAGCCGCCACAAAAAAAAAUCGUUCAGUUGGGCUACCAUCCGAUAGAUGGCGCUUCUUUGUAAAGUGCUAUCACAGACCUCACAAAAUUUAACUAGUCAAAAAGAUCCUUUAGGGGCGGCUGGUCGGGGUUCGGGACGGGUUUUAUGGCAACGAAUCUACAAUGAUCAAGGAUCUUAAAUUUCCGUGAGGGGGGUUAAAAUCCCCCCAUUUUUGGAUGAAAAGAUUAUUUUGAUUCGAUUAGUUUAUUAUAUUCUAAUAUUACGUAUUAGAUUUGGCUUUGUUGAAAAACAAAGCGUCCUCCUCCCUGUAUGCAUCGAGGCUUACUGAACGGAUUUUAGCGCCUCAAGGUAGUCAUUCAAAAUGGUGGACCUUAUGGUAGCUACCGAUACGCAGCGCCAUCUAUUGGAUAGUAGCCGCCACCAAAAAAUUCGUUCAGUUGGGCUACCAUCCGAUAGAUGGCGCUUCUUUGUAAAGUGCUAUCACAGAUCUCACAAAAUUUAACUAGUCAAAA
Messenger RNA from Acanthoscelides obtectus, 2574 nucleotides. The record is from the annotation of a GenBank genome assembly. NCBI's taxonomy places the organism in Eukaryota, Metazoa, Arthropoda, Insecta, Coleoptera, Chrysomelidae.